Messenger RNA from Ceratitis capitata (Mediterranean fruit fly), 2597 nucleotides. RefSeq lists its product as uncharacterized. The transcript is spliced from 5 exons. The coding region runs from base 373 to 1983 and encodes 536 amino acids. Lineage: Eukaryota; Metazoa; Arthropoda; Insecta; Diptera; Tephritidae. Gene Ontology annotation, cellular component: extracellular region. Gene Ontology annotation, molecular function: chitin binding; hydrolase activity, acting on carbon-nitrogen (but not peptide) bonds; protein binding. Gene Ontology annotation, biological process: carbohydrate metabolic process. The record is from RefSeq and is a predicted model, not a curated record.
GGAACUCUGCUAGUGAUCGGUAGGACAAAUUUGCUGUUGUGCGCUUUGUACUGAAACGAUCUCUCUCCGUAUACUUCUUCUACUUACUAUAUAAAAUAAAAAUUAUAAUUUUAAAAAUUUUUAGUAAGGUUUGCUCGUCAUCGCCGUCGUGUUGAGCAGCCCCACAUUAAACAUUUAACACUGAAAGUUUGUGUGUGCUUCGAGUUAUUGCAAUUUCUUACGUUGAAACGUGAAUACCGUUCGUAGUUGGUUGCUGCUGCGGUGAUUGCUGGUGGUGUUUUCUUUUUUUUUUCUUUUUGGAUUAACGAGAAAAAAAAACCACAUCGAUAAAAAUAAAUAAACUAUAAUAAGAAAAUAAACAACAGACACACAAUGGCAAAACACUUUGUGGUUUUUGCCAUUUUGGCUGUAGCAAUUGCGACAGCAUCUGCCGAACGUGUACGACGUCAAGCCACAACAGAAGAACCCAAAAAAGAGGAAUCCUUUGAAAAGGAACUCUGCAAGGACAAAGAUGCCGGCGAAUGGUUCCGUUUAGUCGCCGGUGAGGGUGAUAAUUGUCGUGAUGUCAUUCAGUGCACAUCGUCGGGUCUGCAAGCUAUACGUUGCCCGGCUGGUCUGUAUUUCGAUAUUGAGAAGCAGACUUGUGACUGGAAAGAGUCCGUAAAGAAUUGCAAAUCAAAGAAUAAGGAGCGACGUGUCAAGCCUUUGCUACACACAGACGAGCCACUCUGUCAGGAUGGUUUCUUGGCUUGUGGUGAUGGUAAUUGUAUUGAACGUGGACUUUUCUGUAACGGCGAGAAGGAUUGUUCAGACGGUUCCGAUGAGAAUACUUGUGAUAUCGACAAUGAUCCAAAUCGCGCACCACCAUGCGAUCCCACUGUGUGCGUGCUGCCCGAUUGUUUCUGCUCUGAAGAUGGUACAUCGAUACCCGGCGAUUUGCCCGCUAAGGAUGUGCCCAUGAUGAUUACCAUCACUUUUGAUGAUGCCAUUAAUAACAACAAUAUUGAUUUGUAUAAGGAAAUCUUCAAGGGACGUAAGAAUCCAAACGGUUGUGACAUCAAGGCCACCUACUUCACAUCGCACAAAUACACCAACUAUUCAGCGGUGCAAGAGACUGCACGUAAGGGUCAUGAAAUCGCGGUGCACUCCAUAACUCACAACGAUGAGGAGCGUUUCUGGUCAAACGCCACGGUUGACGAUUGGGCCAAGGAAAUGGCUGGUAUGCGUAUCAUCAUCGAGAAAUACGCCAACAUCACCGACAACUCAGUUGUUGGUGUACGCGCACCUUACCUCCGUGUCGGUGGUAAUAAUCAAUUCACCAUGAUGGAAGAGCAAGCAUUCCUUUACGAUUCCACCAUCACCGCACCACUCUCGAAUCCACCACUAUGGCCCUACACCAUGUACUUCCGUAUGCCACAUCGUUGCCAUGGUAACUUGCAGAGCUGCCCUACACGCUCGCAUGCUGUGUGGGAAAUGGUUAUGAAUGAAUUGGAUCGGCGUGAGGAUCCCGCUAAUGAUGAAUACCUGCCCGGUUGCGCUAUGGUUGAUUCGUGCUCGAACAUUUUGACCGGUGAUCAAUUCUACAAUUUCCUCAAUCAUAAUUUCGAUCGGCAUUACGAUCAGAAUCGUGCACCAUUGGGUUUGUACUUCCAUGCCGCUUGGUUGAAGAACAAUCCCGAAUUCUUGGACGCUUUCCUCUACUGGAUCGAUGAGAUCUUGGCCAAUCACAAAGAUGUGUACUUUGUGACCAUGACACAGGUCAUCCAAUGGAUGCAAAAUCCACGUACCGUCAGCGAAACCAAGAACUUCGAGCCAUGGAGGGAGAAGUGUGUGGUCGAAGGCAAGCCAGCCUGUUGGGUGCCGAACACCUGUAAGCUGACCUCCAAGGAAAUUCCCGGCGAGACCAUCAACUUGCAGACGUGCGUACGUUGCCCGAACAACUACCCAUGGGUGAAUGACCCGACCGGUGAUGGUUUCUUCUAAGUCAAACGCGCUCACCUGCAAAUGCACAACUGUAGUCUUUAUUUGAUUUUAUUUCUUAUUUUUACACAUAUAUUUCUUCAAGAGUCUUUGGUGGACUUUACGUAUGAGUUGUGCUGUUAGCUCUUACUAUAAUUAUGUAACAAUUUUCUUAAGUACUCUUUGGUCUACGCUGAUCUGUUUUUGUUUUCCGUUUCAUUUAGUUUGCUUUAUUAUUGAUUUCUUCUUUCUUAUCAUUUGUAAAUAUUUUUUACCGUUAACUGCCACAUGCAAAUAACUAGAAUAUCCAUUCUUCUUCAAAAUACUCAACAUUAUAUUAAGUUGUUUCGGUUAAUUUAAAACCAACUGCACUCUCUCUCUCUCUUUCUCUCUCUAUUACACACUCUCUUCUCCUCUUUAACUUCUUUUUCUCUACUUUUUUGUAACUUUCACUGCCUUUUUAAAUUAACUUUGCUCGAAUUAUUCAAGACUUUUAUUAUUUGACUGACCUUUGAGCUGUCCAAAUAAUUAUUGGCAACUAUUUAUACACUCACACACUCACAUACACACCACACAAUCCACACACACACACACACUGUAUAUGGGGCACAGAUAAAUAAUUGGCGCUCAAGGUCGUU